This is a messenger RNA of Homalodisca vitripennis (glassy-winged sharpshooter), 1647 nucleotides long. Its product is annotated as protein ABHD18. Lineage: Eukaryota; Metazoa; Arthropoda; Insecta; Hemiptera; Cicadellidae. The transcript has 10 exons. The record is from RefSeq and is a predicted model, not a curated record. Bases 174 to 1385 code for a protein of 403 amino acids.
UGUGAACAAAUAAUUUGUGUUUAAAAUAGUCUUAUUAAAAUUCUUUUACUGUUGUUUUCAGGCUGUUUGAGUUCAGGAAAGUAGUUUCGGAUCGAAAUAGUUGUUUCAAACUGGUAGAUAAAGAUUAUCCUGUUCAAAUAGACAAGGAAGAAGAAUGGUCCGAUUGCCGUGUGAUGGAGGGUCACUUCAGAUCUCCUUUUGUUCACUACCUGCCAGGACUGUUGCCUGUCGAGUCUGAGAAUGCUCACUUCCAGGUGAUCCUGCCCAAGAAGUGGGCCAGUGAGUACUACAAACCCAUAUGUCUUCACAUGGCUGGCACAGGGGAUCAUUACUUCUGGCGAAGACGUCAGCUGAUUGCUAAGCCAUUAUUGAAGGAGGCUGGUAUUAGCUCAAUUCUUCUGGAGAAUCCAUUUUAUGGUUUGAGGAAACCCAAGGACCAAGUACGCUCAGUGCUACACAACGUCUCGGAUAUAUUCGUGAUGGGUGGCUGUCUGAUAAUGGAGAGUCUGGUUUUGUUCCACUGGUGCGAGCGGCAAGGCUUGGGACCUCUGGGUGUCACUGGCAUGUCAAUGGGCGGCCAUAUGGCAUCUCUGGCAGCGACAAAUUGGCCCAAACCUUUAGCCCUUGUGCCUUGUCUGUCUUGGUCCACAGCCUCUGGAGUCUUCACUGAGGGAGUCAUUAGUGGUGCGAUAAACUGGGAAAUGCUGAAAAACCAAUUUCAGUCAGAUGAGAUAUACAAGGCUACACUCCAGAAAAUGGUUUCAAUUAUAGAAGAUGAUGCUUUCAGAGCAGGCCAACAGUUUGCGAAGACAUUCGAACAAAGUAUAGAAAAAAUGAAAGAAAGCCCUCAAGAACUGCAAUCAAGCAAAAGCACUUUGAUAAGUGAAGAAACAAAAGAAACUGUAUUACAGAAACUAAAUAGUGAAGCGGAUAAAUAUGACAAAACAGAGGUAAAUGUAGGAGGAUUGUUUAGACUGAGUGUCCCAAAUCUAAGCAAACUGAGGCUGAUCAAUGUUGAUGACAGGAACGUGAUGAUGCAAAGUUUGAAUGAAAUAAAGUCAAGUACAAAACAUUCAGUUCAAAAGAUGAACUGGCGGGAGCAUGAAGCUCUCCACUUCAUGCGAGGUAUUAUGGAUGAGUGUACACAUCUGCGCAACUUCAGUGUGCCUGUGGACACAAGUCUGAUUGUGUCGGUCUGCGCGCGAGAUGAUGGAUAUGUGCCACGUGAAGGAGUUACCGAUCUCACUGACAUAUGGCCCGGUGCAGAGGUGCGCUACCUGGAGGCUGGUCAUGUCAGUGCGUUUUUAUUGCACCAGAAGUUUUUCAGAACUGCAAUCAUUGAUGCCUUCAACAGAUUAAGAAAUAAGUACAUGUUCAAGAUGUAAGAAAUACACAGAUAUGUAUGUACCUUGUCAUGCAAACUUUUGUAGUUCUAAUCAACAUAAUCCGGAUCUGCAUUUCAAAAUGUAAUUUAGUGCCAAAAAAUAUUUUCUAUGAAAUAGAUAUUUUAGUUCACUAAAAUUCAAACUGUGACUGAUUGUAUGUGAUAAAGUUCUCAAAUAUGCUGUCACAUAUCCGUAUACAAUAUGCAGCAUAAUUAUUUGUAUAUUUUUGAUGUUAUAUAAAAAUAUAGACAAAUUUUAUCUA